Purpureocillium takamizusanense is the source of this 1575-nucleotide messenger RNA. RefSeq names its product DNA-(apurinic or apyrimidinic site) lyase. The coding region runs from base 1 to 1575 and encodes 524 amino acids. The record is from RefSeq and is a predicted model, not a curated record. NCBI's taxonomy places the organism in Eukaryota, Fungi, Ascomycota, Sordariomycetes, Hypocreales, Ophiocordycipitaceae. The transcript has 2 exons.
AUGUGUUCCAUCACCUACAUGUACAACCCAGAGCCAGAUCCUAAGCAGCCGCGCAUAUGCGACUCCCUAGGCUGGCCCUGCCAUCACCCAAAAAACUUCUUUGACCUUCCACGCCACAUCCGCCGGAGAAUCUACAUCGAAGCCGGGCUCUCAAGAGGCUACACCGGACCUUUGACGCAAGCCGAGAUUCUCAACCUGUACGCAGAGACCAAAGACCUUGGCGCCGUCGACCGCGCCUUGAAGGCUAUACGCCAACCCGCAUACUACGACAUUGCAUCCCCAGUGUGGGACAAUCUUCAAUUCAGCUUCUACGACGACGACAUUGAAGAGGCGCUACUAUACCUCCUCAAGCUUCCGGAUUUUAUUUGGACUCGAGUCACCAACUUGACCAUCUGCCUCCAUGAGCAGUGGCACCACGAGCAGUACGAAUUCAACGGCUGGUACAGCUCCUCUAAGGAAUCGAUCAAAAUACGUCAAAGGAUCUUGCGCUUCACCGAUCUCAUCACACCCUGGAAGGAAGUCCAGUGGGACUCGGAACGAGGCUUUUAUAUCGGAGCCUUUGAGUGGGCACGCUACCCCUUGAACUCCUCCUAUCAUAUUGACUUUUGUCACAAUCACGCUGCCUCAUACUCUGCGAGAUGCGUUUGCUGGAUGCCCCCGAAAGCCCUCUUCGUCGUCAGCAAAGCCAUGUCGCGCGAAGCGGCCCAAGUAUUCUACUCGUGCAACAAUAUCACGGUAAAGGACCGUCUGAGCCACUUACUCAGACACUACAACCUAACCCAUGGGCUCCUGGACGGCGCGUUGUUCAUGGGGGGGCGUAUCCGACCCGAGCUGCUCGGCAAUAUCCGAACCCUGGAACUCGCGUUACCGAGACUCCGAGAUACUUGCAACUUGGAAGAGCAGAUGGAAUCGGCCUUGCGCAGGUGGCGGAGCGCCAUUAAACACCUGAGCCGGCACGCAAAUCUGCGCGCCCUGACACUCGUGGUCCUGAUAGACCUCUGGGGCGGCGCCUACAAGUCCGGAUCCAUCGAGUUCGUUGCCCAAGACCUGGACGAGCAGGUCUUCCUGAGCUCUCUCCCCAUUGUUGACCCGUUCAAGCAGAUCCGAGACGUGAAUCGCUUCUUCGUGCGCCUCGAGUGGUCCGGCCACUGGUCGCCCGGAUACGUCCUGCCCGACGGCGCGACCACGACCUCCGACGACAAGAACUACCACCGCAGGCGGGGCGCCAAGCUCGAGCGCAUCGAGCUCGAGCUGGAGAAGUUUGUCAUGGGGGGCGACUACGACAGCCGCGCGCUGGGCAAGUACAACGGUCGUCGGUGUUUCUGGAUGGCCCAGACGUGGGAGAACGAACACGUGACGGAGGAGAGUGAGUCGGACGACAGCGAAUUAUACGACAGCGAGCCGGACGAGGGCGACGACUCAGAUGGGGGCGACGACCCGGACGAGGGCGAAGCAUAUGAGAGCGACGUAUAUGAGAGCGGGGCAUAUGAGAUGGAGCCAUAUGAGAGCGAGGCAUACGAGAGCGAGGAAUAUGAGAGCGAGGCCUACGAGAGUGAGGCAUAUGAGAGCGGGUGA